AUGCAUCUGUCACUACUUGCGGCCUUUGUUGGCCUACUAUGCCAGGUUAAUGCACAUGGCGAGCACGCGCAUUCAAAACGGCCUGAAGUGCCACCAGGGGCGGAUUGGACCACCAGACAUAUGAUUGAGGAGCACCACAUAGCCGAUUUCGACGCGGGCGCCUUCUUCACACUGCACGACUUCGACAGCACCAACCAGUGGACACACGACGACAUUUACAAGUUCUACGGUCUACACCACGAAUCCACAAAGCACAUUUCAGACGCGGACAAAGAAAAGGCCGUCAAUCAGGUGCUCGACCUGUACGACCACGAUCACAAUGGGGCGAUUUCAUUUGCGGAGUACACCAUUUCAGAGGCCAAGGGCGUGAGGUUACCCGACUUUGGAUACGGUCCUGGCCAUCAUGGCGAUGAUGAGUAUGAGUAUGAGAUACAUCAUUGGGAGCUCUAUCACGAUGAGAACACUACGGAGGAAGAUCUGAUCCAUCCUGAGGAUAUUGAGCACUUCAGACAUCACGAAGAGAUGGAGGCGGCAGAGGAGCGCCAGCAGAUAUUGGACCGCAUGCCCAUCAACGAAGCGAACAUUCCACAGAAGUAUCGACGAUGGCCUUGA
Molecule: messenger RNA, 612 nt
Organism: Ramularia collo-cygni
Lineage: Eukaryota; Fungi; Ascomycota; Dothideomycetes; Mycosphaerellales; Mycosphaerellaceae
Product: related to secretory protein SSP120
Exons: 3
Coding region: 1-612 (203 amino acids)
Cellular component (GO): extracellular exosome; endoplasmic reticulum-Golgi intermediate compartment
Molecular function (GO): calcium ion binding
Source: RefSeq, a predicted model, not a curated record